Molecule: messenger RNA, 309 nt
Organism: Perkinsus marinus ATCC 50983
Lineage: Eukaryota; Perkinsozoa; Perkinsida; Perkinsidae
Exons: 4
Coding region: 1-309 (102 amino acids)
Source: RefSeq, a predicted model, not a curated record
AUGUCGGGCACGCAGUGGGCCAAGAUGUGCCACCAGGCGGGGCUGGUCGACUCUGCGGGGGCCACCCUCACUUCAGUGGAUGCCGAUCUGGUUUAUGUUGAUGUACAGCGACGAGAGUUUGAAGUAAAAGGGAUGAAGUUCCCCUUCGAGGUCUUCGCCCAGGAGGCCGUCCCAGCUCUGGCUGAGAAGGCCGGCCUGUCGUGGAACUCGGCCAACUCUGACGGACAGUUCCGGGCCGAGGGGGAGGGGGUCCAGUGCUCACGAGGCAGAGAGUGCUGGUCCGGCCCGGCUGUAUUACGAACACCGUAG